Messenger RNA from Atta colombica, 486 nucleotides. RefSeq lists its product as uncharacterized. The annotation marks the transcript as partial. NCBI's taxonomy places the organism in Eukaryota, Metazoa, Arthropoda, Insecta, Hymenoptera, Formicidae. The transcript is spliced from 5 exons. The record is from RefSeq and is a predicted model, not a curated record.
UUUGUUACAGCUACAGAAGAUAAGUUCGAACUCGUGUAUAGGAAAAAGAUUAUAAAUAAUAAAGAUGGAGUCGAAAUAAUGUGUAUCGCUGAAGGACUUUAUCCUCAACCGGCUUUAAACAUUUCUGUCGAAAAUAUUCCGGAGAGAAAAAUUGAUAAUUUCACCAUAAAACUGCGUGACGAUGGGCUGUACAAUAUCCUGUUGCGAAUCACCUUAUUGGAUGAAGAUUUACCGGAAACAACUAUUGUUAAAUGUUUGCUCAGCAUAUCUAACGCUUUAUACAACGUUUCUCGCAAGACUGUUUAUUAUGCUGGAACUUUUACUACUACAUCAACUACUACAACGAAGUUACAUCGUAAAAUGGAAAUCCAGACCUUAGACAAAUCGAAAUCUUAUGAAAGUAGUGGUAGUUCCGCUGGUUAUGUGUCAAUUAAUCUUCCAUUGUUAUCAAUGCAAUUUGCCGUUCUCAGUAUAUUUCAUCAAUAA